AUGAUGGAAGUAUCAAGUAUUUUCCAAACUACAAAAACAAUUAAUGGAAAAAUAGAUUGGAGAAACGUAUGGAUUUGGAAGAUGAAUGUGAAGUAGGCUUAAGCAGCAUCUCUUUACCUCACGAGUUGCUUUUACUACCUUACCUGGAAGCACUCUCAGAUGAUGCUUUUAUGAUGAGAACAAAACAAGUCGUGUACAGUACAACCAGUAAAACAAUUGACACCUUGACCAUGGAUGUGUAUUAUCGGGAUAUAAAAAACUGGCGUAUGGAAACUGCCUAC
Pocillopora meandrina is the source of this 281-nucleotide messenger RNA. The record is from the annotation of a GenBank genome assembly. Lineage: Eukaryota; Metazoa; Cnidaria; Anthozoa; Scleractinia; Pocilloporidae.